Messenger RNA from Drosophila busckii, 1821 nucleotides. Its product is annotated as protein disulfide-isomerase A3. Gene Ontology annotation, biological process: protein folding; response to endoplasmic reticulum stress. The record is from RefSeq and is a predicted model, not a curated record. NCBI's taxonomy places the organism in Eukaryota, Metazoa, Arthropoda, Insecta, Diptera, Drosophilidae. Gene Ontology annotation, cellular component: endoplasmic reticulum. Gene Ontology annotation, molecular function: protein disulfide isomerase activity. The transcript is spliced from 5 exons. The coding region runs from base 118 to 1587 and encodes 489 amino acids.
GUAAAGCUUUCGAACCGGCCUGGACGUAAAUUUGUGUUAAGCAGGCGGUUGUACUAGAGACUAGUUAAUAUAUACAUAUUUGGAAUUUAGUACAAAGUGAAUAAAACAAACGUAAAGAUGUGGCGUCCAGUAGCUGCGUUACUUAUUUUCGGUUUAAUAGCUUUUGCUACCGGCGCGGAGCAAGAUGUAUUGGAACUUGGUGAUGCUGAUUUCGAGUCGACUUUAAAGCAGCAUGAGACCACAUUGGUUAUGUUCUAUGCGCCUUGGUGCGGCCAUUGCAAGCGCUUGAAGCCUGAAUAUGCAAAGGCUGCUGAGAUAAUCAAGGAUGAUGAUCCGCCAAUCAAAUUGGCCAAGGUUGACUGCACAGAGGCUGGCAAGGAUACUUGCAGCAAGUACUCCGUUAGCGGCUAUCCUACGCUUAAGAUCUUCCGUCACGACGAAGUCUCUCAGGACUACAAUGGUCCACGUGAGGCCAUUGGCAUUGCCAAGUAUAUGCGCGCUCAAGUUGGACCAGCCUCCAAGCAUGUGCGUACCGUUGCUGAGCUUACCAAGUUCCUGGACACCAAGGACACCACCAUCUUUGGUUACUUCAGUGAUCUGGACUCCAAGCUGGCCAAGACUUUCUUGAAGUUUGCUGACAAGAACCGUGAGAAAUAUCGCUUUGGCCACAGCGAUGACAACUCUGUGUUAGAGAAACAGGGCGAAACCGAUAAGAUUGUGCUAAUCCGCGCGCCACAUUUGAGCAACAAAUUCGAGUCGUCAACUGUUAAGUUUGAGGGCAGCUCCGAGUCCGAUCUAACCACCUUCAUCAAGGAGAAUUAUCAUGGUCUCGUUGGUCAUCGCACCCAGGACACUUCUCGCGAUUUCCAAAAUCCUCUGAUCACAGCCUACUACGGUGUUGAUUAUACUAAGAACGCCAAGGGCACCAACUACUGGCGCAAUCGCGUGCUCAAGGUUGCCAAGGAGUUUGCUGGCCAAAUCAGCUUUGCUAUUAGCUCCAAGGAUGAUUUCCAGCAUGAGCUGAACGAGUAUGGCUAUGAUUUCGUUGGUGACAAGCCCGUCAUAUUGGCUCGCGAUGCCAAGAACUUGAAGUUUGCGCUGAAGGAAGAAUUCUCCGUGGAGAAUCUUAAGGAAUUUGUUGAGAAACUAUUGGCUGGUGAAUUGGAGCCUUAUAUUAAGAGCGAGCCCGUGCCAGAGUCAAAUGAUGCGCCCGUUAAGAUUGCUGUCGCCAAGAACUUUGAUGAUGUGGUCAUCAACAAUGGCAAGGAUACGCUGGUCGAAUUCUAUGCACCUUGGUGCGGCCACUGCAAGAAGCUAACUCCCAUCUACGAUGAGCUGGCUGAGAAACUGCAAAGCGAAGAAGUGGCCAUUGUCAAAAUGGAUGCCACUGCUAAUGAUGUGCCACCAGAGUUCAAUGUGCGCGGUUUCCCCACACUCUUCUGGCUGCCCAAGGAUGCCAAGCACAAGCCAGUUAGCUAUAACGCUGGCCGCGAGCUGGAUGACUUCAUCAAGUACAUUGCCAAGGAGGCCACAACAGAACUGAAGGGCUAUGAUCGCAGUGGCAAGCCCAAGAAAACGGAGCUCUAAGUUUAAAUCAAGAACAACAAACUCACAAUUGCAACUACAUCUAAUCUAAAUUAGCGUGUAAACACUGUAGCAUUUUCCAUAUUUUUGUAAAUCGUAUGCAUUCUCAAGUGACAACAAUGGCUACAAACAACAAAUUGUAUUGUAUUUAAUGAUAGUGUGUGUGAUGAAUAUUUCUUGAAAAACAUAAACUCUAUUAAUGCUGUCAAUAAAUUGAAAUUACUUCUCAACACUAAA